GAAAUUGGCGAGGAGGAGGAAGGUCCCCGGAAGCAGGGGAAAAAACACAGUGUGGGGAAGAAAAAGAAACGUAGAGAAAGGUGACGGUUGAGAUGUGCAUUUUUAUUUUUUCGCGUUGACAGGGGAGCCGAGCGGGCCUUUUCGAGAGAGGCUUUUCGUUGUUUCUUAAGGGCCGGGAGUGGAGAGAUGGCAGAGGGAAGAGCCUGAGGAGGAGCUGGAACAGUCGAGGGACUGGCGAGAGGUGAAGGUAGCAAUGGCUGACUCUUCUGCAGUCAGUACGCCACUGUUGACUGAACAUCUUCUUACAAAGGUGUCGGACUGCAAUGGGCUUGAUGUUUCAAUAGUUCAGGAGCAUCCAACAAUCUGUAAGCCAGAGCCUAUCUGUGUAGAGGAGGUGAGCUCCACAAUGCUGCCCCCUGUCUGCCCAGGCACAAAUGACAGAGAAAAAGGACCCCCUAGCAAUAGUUCAAUCUGGAGGUUCUGCAAAGUAAGCUGCAGGUUUUCCAGGCCUUGCUUGAUUCCCUUCUGUUUCUCUUCAUCCCCAGACAGCCUGGGUGCCAAUCAGUGUUUUCACUGCCUGAUCACCUUCCCAGAUGAGAAGUUCAAGGAGCGGCACAUGAAGCGGGAACACCCGGAGGACUUCGUUCAGGCCAAUCUGCGUGAUGCUCUUUUUGUCUGCUUCAUAUGUAACAAGGCCUUUGAGAGUUCACGUGCGCUCAUCUGCCACCAGCGGGGCCAUGCGCCAGCCCCGCCCUCCGACUCUACUGACUCCUUGCGCCCUACCUUUGACUGCCAUGACUGUGGCCGCCGCUUCAGCCAGUUGGCCAACUACCAGCGUCACCGCCUGGGCCAUGCCGCGGGCCACAGCUUGCCUCACCAGUGUCCGGACUGUGGCAAGAGCUUCCGACAGCUUUCAAACUUGCGCCGGCACCAGGCUUUCCACCAGCAGACCCAGGAGUUGCUGCCCUCCCUCCCCUAUUCCUGCAUGGACUGUGGGGAGAGCUUUAACCAGGAGGCUGGGCUGCAUGAACACUACAUCCGCCAUGCCCGCGGGGAGCUCUAAUAUAAGCUGUAGCUUCGUAUCUAUUCCCUGGAUCCAGAUGGAGGCAGGAAGAUGACAGGCAUUGCUGUGUGAGAUGCAGAGCCAGAAUGAGACAAGGAACAGGAUUGAUGGGUCCUUUCUGGUUCAGAAACAGAAGGGGGAAGCCGCUAUUUUUAGGAGGUGUCACAUCUGGUUUUGCUCCAGCCAGGAAGAAUAGUUGGUAAAGGGAUAUAUACAAAGCUGUAUUUUCCUUAUAGGAAGUGCUGUCUCCAUAGAGUGAGGAUAACUGAAGGACCAAGGAUGGGAAUAUUCACUUUUAGGAGAUGCUGACUUCCACCUAGUUCAUGGGAAGAUUUGCUACUGGUCAAAGGGGUGGGAAGCUUCCGUCAGUAUUUUGCCUUUUCUAGAUGCUCGGCUGUCAUGAAGGGCACACUUUUUGCACUCCCACCUGCCCAAGCUUGGAAUUUCUGGGUAGCCUUGCAGAGAACCUGCCUGCUUCCUGCAGAAGGUUGGGAAGAGUUAACAGUUUGAGGCUGCAGAGUAGAAGUUAAGUCAGCUGAUUAAACCCUACAAGUGCUUUUUAAUAGGGAAAGGAGAAUUCAAGUGAGAAUAUUCUCUUGCUUUUUAAACCUGAACUAUACACAGCUUUGGGUUUGAGCCAACCCCUUCAGUUGUGAGUACAGUGAUACCUCGGGUUACAUACGCUUCAGGUUACAUAUGCUUCAGGUUACACACUCCGCUAACCCAGAAAUAGUGCUUCAGGUUAAG
This is a messenger RNA of Podarcis muralis (Common wall lizard), 1810 nucleotides long. The record is from RefSeq and is a predicted model, not a curated record. Lineage: Eukaryota; Metazoa; Chordata; Lepidosauria; Squamata; Lacertidae.